Molecule: messenger RNA, 1294 nt
Organism: Hemibagrus wyckioides
Lineage: Eukaryota; Metazoa; Chordata; Actinopteri; Siluriformes; Bagridae
Gene: mlphb
Product: melanophilin b
Exons: 9
Coding region: 44-1066 (340 amino acids)
Biological process (GO): intracellular protein transport
Cellular component (GO): cortical actin cytoskeleton
Molecular function (GO): myosin binding; actin binding; small GTPase binding
Source: RefSeq, a predicted model, not a curated record
AAGCAGUAUGACUUUCUGCCUGCAGCUAUCCAGAUGAGCUCCUAUGGAAUUAGGCUGUACUUCAAAAUGUAAGAGCUUGAAAAAUAUGACACUGGAUAUUACCAAGCAGAUGAAGCUGGAUCUCUCGAGACUUGCUGCUGAAGAGGUCAUACACAUCUGGCAGGUGAUUUGGAGGGAUUUUAACCUACGGAAAAAAGAAGAGGAGAGACUCAGAAAUCUUCAGUCAAACAUAUUGACUGAGGACAUGAAGAGACAUCUGCUGACCUACCAGUCCAACCUUAGCAACUCUUUUUGCAUACAUUGCCUGCAACUAUUCAAGUUCCUGCUCGAUAGUAAAUAUCAGUGCAGGAACUGCAAAGCCUUUAUCUGCAAAGGUUGCAGCUGGUUAAAAAAAAACAAGUAUGGCUGCUUGUGUGAUCAGUGCCACAAGUCCAAAGUCUUGAGGAUUGGUAAAUUAGAGUGGUUCCAUGAUAAUGUAUUUGCUCGUUUUAAGCAAUCUGGCAGUGCAAAAGUGAUGAUGUCUCUGUACAAGAGACUGCACGAAGUUUUUUUGCCCUUCAGCCAAGAUGACCAACAUUCGAAAUGCUCUGGAAGACAACAAUACAAACUGGCCGAAAAUGAAGAUGAGCUGUUAUCUUUAUUGGACCUAGAGGAAAUGGAGCUCAAGCAGAAGCUGAAGAAGUUGACUAAAAACAUCAGUGAUGAAGAAAAAAGUUCUAAUGAGAAUUUUACUUCGGAUGAGGACGAUGCAAAUCGAGUGACGGAUGAAAUGAAGCCUUUAGGGAGAGAAGAGAUUUAUUUUGCCACAACCCUUAAAGGAAAAACAGUGACAUCAGCUUAUGGCAACUUUUUUAGAAAUGAGCUGUCCUCUGUGCAGAAGACUACUGUCGAUUUUGAGAGACGCACUAUCACCCAGAGGAAGUUGAGUUUCUAUCAGGUCAGUACCAUAAGCUGUGAGCUGUCUCGACUAGAGGAUGAAGUAGCAAUGGCAGUGGCCAGAGUCCAGAGUACUCUCAGUGAGGUUACAGAUAUUCAAAACAGAAUUGCUGCCUUAGGACAGGAAUAGUAGUGAAAUUUCACCAGCAAAAGGUCCAUGAGACUGAGACUACACUGAAAAUCUGGAAAUGAACAGAAGAUUUUUAGAAGUUUUAAACAUUCAAACACUUGUUUGAACAUUUAAAACAAAGAAAGUAAAGGUUCAAUAUCUUGCAUGCAACUGAUUCAUGAUUCUGCAUAAUUUCUGAGUCCCUAUUUAAAUGUAAGCAAAUUUGCAAUGAUUAUGUUAACUGUUCUG